Molecule: messenger RNA, 1625 nt
Organism: Melanaphis sacchari
Lineage: Eukaryota; Metazoa; Arthropoda; Insecta; Hemiptera; Aphididae
Product: golgin subfamily A member 6-like protein 6
Exons: 9
Coding region: 35-1528 (497 amino acids)
Source: RefSeq, a predicted model, not a curated record
UUGUCAAUUAAAAACUUAUUAAUUUUAUAUUAAAAUGAUUUACGGAGGAAAACCUAUGAAACCCGUUCCACCGUCUAAAGUAGGUGUUUCUAUACCUACGCCGUUUCGAGGACCUGAAGCAUAUACGUACGGGUUUUUAGCUAAACAACCGGGGUGUGAUUACAAAAUUAGACUUCGUGACAUAGAACGAUUCCGUACAGAAAGGUUAAAAAUACAAAACGAAAAUGAUUUUAAAAGUAUACUUAGAGAAGCUCAGCAUAAAGAAAUGAUUGACGCGUCUGAUAAAAAAUGUCUAUACAAUCAAAUAAAAAGAAUGGUUGAAUGUGGAAUGAAAGCUAACGAACAUUUAUUUAAAGAAGAACCAUGUCCAAAGCCGGAAUUAAAAUUAGAACAAGAACCAGGAAACCCGAAAAUUGCCCAAGAAGAUUUAGAAGAAAAGGCAAGAGCACUCAAAGAAAAAAGUGACGAAGAAGAGCGUAAAUUAGUGGAAGCAAAACGUCUACAAAUGUUCAUAGAAAACUCUGAAGAAUUGAGAUUUGCUGCAAUAACUAAACGUAAAAACGAUAUAGCUAAUAUAAACUAUAAAAUUAUUGAAGAAAAUAACAGAUUCAUUAAAGAACAAAAAAUUAAACAGAGAGAACUAGCUAAUAUUGAAAAUGCAGAAAUAUUUAAAAAGCAGACUCUUGAAAGAGAAGAGGAAAGACGUAAACUUUUAGAGAAAAAACUUAAGUUUCGAAAGGAAUUAUAUGAACAAGUUCAACAGAAAGAAAAAUUACUAGAACAACAAAAAGUUUUAAAAGCGAUUGAAUGCGAUGAAAUUAAGAAAUUGAAUGAAAAGUUGAACGAAGAAGAAGAAUUUGAAAAAUUAGAACGUAAAAGAAAACAAUUGCAAACAAAAAAUGAAAUAGCAUUAUUCACCAAAGAAAGAGCGAUUUUGUUUGCAAAAAUGAACGAAGCGAAAACAAUGUUUGAUGAAACAUUUAAGCUCACAAUGAGACAAAAUUUAAAGGAUGACUCAGCCAGCGAAAUUGAAGCAAAGCUUCAAUUAAAACGCGAAAACGAAAUGUUUAAAGAACAUCAAGCAAUUAUUAAAGCAGAACGCAAAAGGCAAAAUGAUGAAAUAUCAAAAACAAUUAUGAAACAAAUAAAUGAAAUUGAGGAACUUAAACUAUCUAUCGAACGUGAAAGUGCUGAAGCACGGCGAAAGCGUAUGAAGGAGGGCAAUAAUGUUUUAAUGGAUCAACUAAAAGCGCGUAAGGCACUUUUAGAAGAACAAAAAAAAUUAAAACGUGAAAUGUUUAAUCAAGCGAAAAAAGAAUACGAAGACUAUUUGAAAGAGGAGAAACUUCAGUGGGAAAAUAAAAAAAUAUACAAAUGGCAGUUUAGAAAAGACCUAAACGACCAAAUUAAGGCCAGUAAAGAAAUAAUCGAAAAACAGAGACAAAUCGAUUUGGAAAAUCAUCGGAAAUUCAUGAUGGAAUUAGCCGCACAAGAAAAACUACUAAAAAAACUAUUAUCUGAACUAUGAACAUUCAAGUAAUAUCACUUUUUCAUAAACGCCUGUUCAUAAUGUUUAUUGAACUCAGAUUUUUAUAGUUGUAACAUAUCAUGAUGAACCUAUUUAG